This is a messenger RNA of Gossypium raimondii (Peruvian cotton), 1661 nucleotides long. RefSeq names its product protein DMR6-LIKE OXYGENASE 1. The record is from RefSeq and is a predicted model, not a curated record. The coding region runs from base 25 to 1116 and encodes 363 amino acids. The transcript has 4 exons. NCBI's taxonomy places the organism in Eukaryota, Viridiplantae, Streptophyta, Magnoliopsida, Malvales, Malvaceae.
UCACAACAACUUGUUGAUCUCUUAAUGAUCAGUCUCAUCUUUAACCAGAUUAUUAAGUUGUCUGCAACAACAUCUAUCAUAAAUUCACACAUUCAAGAGAUGGAGAAGCUAGUUUCAAGAUGGUGCAAAAACAAACCUUUGCCUGAAUCUUAUAUCUUCCCACCAGAAACAAGACCCGGCAAUCUCGUUGUUCCUACCUGCAAUACCAUUCCAGUCAUCGAUCUCAGUAAGGCUGAGGGUCAAAAUCGAACCCAUAUUGUUCAACAGAUUUUGAAGGCAGGCCAAGAUUAUGGAUUUUUCCAGGUGGUUAACUAUGGAGUUCCUGAAAGUCUGAUGAAUGAAAGCAUGGAUGUGUUCAAGGAGUUCUUUGAGAUGCCUUGGGAGGACAAAGCCAUGCUCUAUUCCGAGGAUCCCAAAAAUAGUUGCAGGCUUUCCACAAGCAGUGUAAACUAUGCUCGGGAAAAGAUUCACCAUUGGCGUGAUAAUUUGCGUCACCCUUGUCAUCCUUUACAAGAUUGCAUCAAACAUUGGCCUCAAAAGCCAAUUCGAUACAGGGAAGUUGUGGCUACAUAUACGAUUGAAGCAAAGAAAUUGGGAUUAAGGAUCCUGGAGUUAGUGUCAGAAGGGUUGGGGCUAGAAUCUAGAUUCUUUGGGGAUAAAUUAAGUGAAUCUGAGAUACUAUCAAUCAACCAUUACCCACCCUGUCCAGAUCCGAGUUUGACUCUAGGAGUAGCUAAACAUUGCGACCCUAAUCUCUUAACCCUUCUCCACCAGGGAGAUGUAAGUGGGCUUCAAGUCUUCAACAAUGGGGAAUGGAUUGGCGUGGAGCCGCUGCACAAUGUUUUCGUGGUUAACAUUGGCAACCAGUUACAGAUUAUAAGUAACAACAAGCUGAAGAGCGUUGAACAUCGUGUUGUAACGAACUCGAGGGUUGCUAGAACUUCAGCUGGCUUCUUCAUUGGCCCUUCCGAGGAUAGCAUUAUAGAGCCAGAGAAAUCUCUAGUUGACGACGCUCCAUUCUAUAGAGCUUUUGAAUUCAAAGACUUCCUACUUCACUACUUCCCCAACUUGGAAGACAACGAAGUCGUUAUGGGGCAUUUUAAAUCGCAAGCUUAGUUAACACUACCUUUAUAUGUUUUUUUAUCUAUACACAGUGCAAAUAUGUCUCAAUUAUAAUAUGAUUUAAAAUAACAAAAUCUCGUAUCAUCAAGUACGAAUCUGAGCUUGCGUGGCUCAUCUCUAUCUCCCGAGGGUUUUCGGUUGCCGAUGAUGUCCCCCGCUUUAGGUGAGAGUUUUGCAGCAGCUACAAGUGGUGGAUGGAUGGUGGCGCCCAAAAGCCUCCAGAUGCCAGCUGCCGUUUGGUGGCUGUUCCAAGAUUGGUGUUGCUGGUGGCUUUCACUAUCUUCUAAGGUGGCUCCAAGGUGUCUCCUGGCUAGCGAUUGAUGAAUCUCGUGUUCUGUUGUUUUCUCCGUCUCUCUUGUAUGGAAGGUCUUCAGUGAAACGGAGGUCACUCAAUAACGGAGAUCAUACGCACUAAUGACGCGAAAGUGACUGGUGAUGAUUCCUCUUGGUUGUUGAGAAUCAUUGUCUUUGGUUUAUUGCCAUUGUCUGUAAUGUUAGUACUUCCAUUCUAUGAAAUGAAAUUUUAGUAUUGAUCAAAA